Messenger RNA from Colletotrichum higginsianum IMI 349063, 1110 nucleotides. Its product is annotated as Mitochondrial carrier protein. The record is from RefSeq and is a predicted model, not a curated record. The transcript is spliced from 4 exons. Gene Ontology annotation, biological process: transport. NCBI's taxonomy places the organism in Eukaryota, Fungi, Ascomycota, Sordariomycetes, Glomerellales, Glomerellaceae. The coding region runs from base 1 to 1110 and encodes 369 amino acids. Gene Ontology annotation, molecular function: transmembrane transporter activity.
AUGCCAGCGACAGAAGCCGAAUAUCAAUCAAGACACCAUGUUCCGGCCCGCCAACCGACUGCGAUCAUGCCUCGAGCUCAGGAAGAGCGCCCGCAGAGGCUGGUCAAGCGGUACCGCACCGAGAUCGCCGCAAGCACCUCGAGCAUGUUUUCCACCGUCGUUGCAUUCCCUCUCGAUAGCGUGAAGACGCGAAUGCAGACCUACCGGUACGAGGGUUUCCUCGACUGCGUGAGGCACACGUACCGCACCGAGAAGCUGAGAGGCUUCUUUCGGGUAUUGAUCGCAUCGCUAACCUUCUUCCGCGUCCCCCCUUCCGUAGGCGUGCUCGCCCCAAUGGCCAGCAUCACUCUCGUACGGACCAUGUCCUUUUCGAUCUACCAGCGGGCCAAGUACAGCUAUUCUGGCUGGAUAAAAAACGCCUUGGGAUUCGACGUCGUGCAGCACGUCAACAAGAAAGGCACCUACCCCAACCUUUACUCGAUUGCCUGCUUUGGAGCGGCCGGCGCUACGGCCGGCUCGUGUAUCACGCUCCUUGCCUGCCCGUUUGAGUUGACAAAACUCAGCGCGCAGGUGUCUGUUCUGCUGUCGGACCAGCAAAAGCUCAAGGAGGCCAACUGCCGCGCCACCAAUGGCCACCAGGUCGCGGCCAGCUACCAGAACAAGGGUACCUUCAAAACCAUGCGAAACAUCAUCCGCCAUAGGGGUGCUUUGGGGCUCUACACUGGCUUCAACUUGCACUUGUUGCGAGAUACGCUGGGGACGGCCAUAUACUUCAUGGUUUACGAGAGCGGGAAGCAACUCGGAACCACGUUUGGUGGCGACCAUCCAACGACCAAUAAGUUAUCGGUUGUUAUCUCGGGGGGUCUUUGCGGAAUAGUAUCCUGGGCAAUGAUCUACCCCAUCGACUCGGCAAAGAGCAUCUACCAGCGGAACUCUCUCCUGUACUCCAAGGGGCAGCAGGUUGAGCCGCCUCCCAAGAUUGAAUUCUUCAAACGACACAUGUAUCGCGGGCUCGGCGUGUCCAUGGGACGCUCGUGCGCUGUGAACGCCAUCUUUUUUUCGGCCUUCGAAUUCAUGAAGAAGCACGUCAACUCUCUGGAUGAUAACUAA